Messenger RNA from Onychostruthus taczanowskii (white-rumped snowfinch), 633 nucleotides. RefSeq names its product chromosome unknown C2orf72 homolog (gene CUNH2orf72). The record is from RefSeq and is a predicted model, not a curated record. Lineage: Eukaryota; Metazoa; Chordata; Aves; Passeriformes; Passeridae.
AUGGCGGCGGCGGACCUGCAGGAGCUACGGGCGCUGGUGGAGCGGGCGGGCGGCCGACGGGCAGUAGUGCUGGUGGCCGAGGUGGCGGAGGGGGCCCCGGCGGCGCCCGCGCUGGCCGCCUUCGCCCGCGACCUCCUGGACGACGAGGCGCCGCGCGCGUCUCGGGACCGCGGUUCUCCUACUCGCCUGCGGGAGGUGGUGCGGGACGUGCGCGGCCGCCUGCCCGCGGGGCCGCCGCCCGCCGUCGUGGGCGUCCUGCUGCCCGGCGGGGACGGAGAGGACGCGGCGGUGCUGGACGCGGCGCUGCGGCGGCACUUCCCGGCGCCCGGCACCGUGCAGGCGGCUCGGUACAGCCCGGGCAGCCCCGGCGACUGCCGUGCCGCCGCCUGCCGCGCCCUGCGGGCUGCCCUGCAGCACCCCGCAGAAGACAUGAAAGACAGGGAGAGGUGGAGGUUGCCAUCCUUUCUGCAGUGCAUUUCUUGGAACCAGAGGAGCUGGAGAAAAGAUUACAAAGCAAAAGCUGAAAACAACAUUCAUGAAGAUGGCCUGCAAGACCCUGAGGAAGAAGUGGCUCUGGCCAGCCUUUCCCCCAAUGGAAACUGUGAAGAAGCUGCUGGAGGCACAGGCACCUAG